AUGCCACCGAAGCCCAAGGCAACGUCGCCGACGAAGAAGAAGGCCAAAGAGACCAAGGCCUCGGAUGCUAUUGCCUCGGACACGCCCAAGAGCGGCGACGUACCAGCCCAAGCCACCGAACCCGACGACGCCGACAUUUACCACGAGCCUGUCAAGAAGAUUGUCGUUCCAGACAACCAGCUACGCCUCAAUGAGCAAGAGCUCAAGGAAGAGUUCUCGCGGGUCCUCACGGCCAACGACCCGAACGUGCCCAAUAAUAUCACCAAGUACAACUACAAGGAGCGCAUGUACAAAGUUGAUCCCCCGGGACCCGGCGACAACUUGUAUCUGCACCUCGCGCUCGAAGGUUCGAUGAUCCACAAAGAGUCGGAAGACGCCAAGGCCCAAGCGGCGUACGACAUGAAGAAGGCCGAGGAAGAGAAGGAAGCACGGGAUGCUGCGAUCAAGAUUGCCAAGGAAGAGGCCGAGGCAAAAGGUGAAAAGCUCGACGAGACGGCGCUCCAGUUUGAGUCGGGGAAGAACCAGUUCAACUACAGCGAGCGGGCGGCACAGACGUACACGAACCCGCUGCGGCAGCGGUCGGUGGAGACGGAGCCUCCGCCCGUGCUCAACUACAUGGCCACUGUGACGCAGUGGGAUAUCUACGACACGUACAUGGACGCGUACGAGCAGCACCAGCGCGAGCAAAUUCAGCUCCAGAAAGCGGCUCAAAAGAAAGAAAAGGAAGAGAAGGACGGUGGAGACGUCGCGGUGGCUGCGACCGCGGCAGUCGCCACGAUGGGCAAGAUCCUCCGCGUCAUCGAGCGCAUGGUGAACCAGAACGCCGAGGACGAGAUCUUCCAGGAUUUCAAGUACUGGGAGGACGCGUCCGACGCUUUCCGCGAAGGCGAGGGCUCCCUCCUCCCGCUCUGGCGCUUUGCGUCCGAACGCGCCAAGAAGAAGCAAGUGACGGCCGUGUGCUGGAACCCUUGCUUCUCGGACCUCUUUGCUGUCGGGUACGGCUCGUACGACUUUUUGAAGCAAGGCUCGGGCCUCGUGUGCUGCUACACACUCAAAAACACGUCGCACCCCGAGUUCAUCUUUGCGACCGAGUCGGGUGUCAUGUGCCUCGACUUUCACCCGCAACAGCCGGCGCUUCUGGCCGUUGGCUGCUACGACGGCACGGUGCUUGUCUACGACGUCCGCAACAAGGUGAAUCGGCCCAUCUACACGUCAACGAUCAAGACCGGCAAGCACACCGAUCCCGUGUGGCAGGUCAACUGGCAGGAAGAAGACCUCGCGAAGGAGCUCAACUUCUUCUCGAUUUCUUCCGACGGUCGCGUCGCCAACUGGAUCAUGAGCAAGAACGAGCUCAAGAUGGAGCCGGUGAUGCAGCUCAAGCUCGUCAACACGGUCAAAGACGAUCCGGAGGAAACGUCGCUCUCGGGGCUCGCGGGUGGCUGCUGCUUUGACUUUAACCGCUUCAGUGAGCACCUCUUCAUCGUCGGAACGGAGGAGGGCAAGAUCCACAAGUGUUCCAAGGCCUACUCGGGCCAGUAUCUCGAAACGUACGCGGGCCACCACAUGGCAGUCUACGCCGUGCGCUGGAACCCGUUCCACGACCGCUGCUUCCUCUCGUGCUCGGCCGAUUGGACCGUGAAGCUCUGGGACCACAGCCUUCCGGACCCGAUCAUGUCGUUCGAUCUUGGCAACUCGGUUGGCGACGUGGCCUGGGCGCCGUACUCGUCCACAGUGUUCGCUGCCGUCACGAGCGACGGCAAGGUUCACGUCUUCGACCUCGCCGAAAACAAGAACGAGCCGCUCUGUGAGCAAAAAGUGGUCAAACGCGCCAAGCUCACGCACGUGACCUUCAACACGCGCGAGAGCAUCGUGCUCGUCGGUGAUGACCGCGGCGGCGUCAACUCGCUCAAGCUGUCGCCCAAUCUACGCAAGAUCGCAGUCGUCGAUGGAGAGGACGUCGCGACGGCCCUCCCGCUCAAGCUCACGAAAGACCGCUUGCGCACCGAGCACGAAAAGGUCGAGAAACUCCUCAGCACAAACGACAACAAAGCCUGA
This is a messenger RNA of Saprolegnia parasitica CBS 223.65, 2055 nucleotides long. RefSeq lists its product as hypothetical. NCBI's taxonomy places the organism in Eukaryota, Oomycota, Saprolegniomycetes, Saprolegniales, Saprolegniaceae. Gene Ontology annotation, biological process: cilium movement; outer dynein arm assembly. The transcript has 5 exons. The record is from RefSeq and is a predicted model, not a curated record. Bases 1 to 2055 code for a protein of 684 amino acids. Gene Ontology annotation, cellular component: outer dynein arm. Gene Ontology annotation, molecular function: dynein heavy chain binding; dynein light chain binding.